Patiria miniata (bat star) is the source of this 1096-nucleotide messenger RNA. Its product is annotated as protein C19orf12 homolog. The record is from RefSeq and is a predicted model, not a curated record. NCBI's taxonomy places the organism in Eukaryota, Metazoa, Echinodermata, Asteroidea, Valvatida, Asterinidae. The coding region runs from base 292 to 738 and encodes 148 amino acids. The transcript has 3 exons.
CCCGGAAGUACUUGUCGCUAGAGGUCGCGCGCCAUGCUUUUCUUAAAUUUCCACGUCAACGAUUUUAAUUUUAGCGAGGUGUUGUGAUGACCAGUGUGUUUCGAAGUUUUUGUGGCACUUGUGGGUUUUCUGGAGGCUGAAAAUGUGCUUCUAGUUCUAGCUUACAACAGCUCGAAUAUCAGAACAAAAACAGAAUUGCCUUGUCACACUGAUUACCCAUACCCGGUGACUUCAUCUGAUCGACGGAAAACCAUCUCGGAGUCUUGACUAAGCGACUGACCAGCAGACAUCAUGCCCGUCUCACCAGAAGAACUCGUCAGACUGCUGGCCUUGCUGGCUACCGAAGAAAAUCUGAAAGUGACAGUCAAGGAGACACUGAAAGGUGGCGCUAUGGCGGGGGCCGGGGCGGUAAUUGGUGGUUUCUGCGGAGGUCCCGUCGGCAUUGCUGUUGGUGGCGCGCUAGGAAGCGUGAUGGCCCGGUGGAAGUACAAAGGCACCUGUCGGCCGGUAACCGACCUCCUGACGGAGCUUAGCAAAGAGCAGCGGGACCAGCUCCACGAGCACUUCCAGCCGGUACUCCGCGAGUGCAUCGUGGAAGACUUUGCCUCCAUGAACCGGCUGGUAAACCAGGACGGGGAAUUCCGGGCCCGGAUGGUUCAGACCCUAAGAGGGUUUGUCACCGACACCAUGAAACUGCAGUUUCAUGAAGAGGUCCUCACGAGAGGAAAAGCAGAAUGACGCACAUGUUUUAUUUUAUUAUUUUGGUUGUUUUUUGGCCAUCUCUUUGUACUUCUUACUAAUUUUUGUUUGUUUGAUGUAAUGCAUGCAAAGGAAAUUAAAUACAUUUUUUUUUUUUUGCAUUUUUUUGGGCUUGAGAGUCUAUAGUUUGCUAGUCUAUGGAAUAGACCUUUGCACAGCAAAGGUCUAUAAAUAUACUGGCAGAUUUUGCGAUUAAUUAUGCAAAACAAGGCUGCAUCUUGACCUUGAGAUUCUGACCAUUCAGUGGGCACCUUGGAUCCGGCCUUCCGUAACCCGCUGUUGUAUUACAAAAACAUGUCAGCCAAAUUGACCAAUCAACAGCUUUGUCCACAAUGGC